This is a messenger RNA of Panthera uncia (snow leopard), 1248 nucleotides long. RefSeq names its product translation initiation factor IF-2-like. The transcript is spliced from 4 exons. The record is from RefSeq and is a predicted model, not a curated record. The coding region runs from base 1 to 1002 and encodes 333 amino acids. Lineage: Eukaryota; Metazoa; Chordata; Mammalia; Carnivora; Felidae.
AUGAAUGGCAUCUCCAAGUCCCCCAUCCCGGGUGCUCUCCCACGCUCUACCCGCCCACCCCUCCGGGGUCCGACUGCUCACGAGGAAAGGGGCUCCGGGGACCCCUGCCACCGGAGGUCCACAAGAGGGGAGCCGCGCCGCCCCAGGAAGGGGCGCCGUGGGUGGGUGCUACGGAGAAGUUUGGAUCGAUUCCGAAAAAAGGGAGACAGACAUGAAAGAGCAAGAAUAGGGGGGGAAAAGAGAGGCAAAGGAGCAGAACUCACUCAGGCAUGGGCGCUGGGGGCGGCGGUGGCUGUCGAGUGCGGGCCCGCGACCAGGAACAGCUCCCCGGGCGGGCGCGCCGGCGUCGGACUUCCGAGGCGGCGGCUUCUGCCUCUGGUGCCGCCGCCGCCGGAGCUGCGGCUGCCGCGGAAGGGCCGGCGGGAGCUGCUCUCCGCUCGGCGGUCGCCGCGCCCGCAGUCUGGAGGCGCACCGGAGCGGCCGGGGCGCCCCCCGCGGGAGCCCAGAGCCCCCCGGAGCGCGCAUCCAGCCGCGGCUCCUUCGGCCGGGCACGCCGCGCCCGGGGGCUCCGCGGACCCCGCGUCGCCGCCGCUCCCGAGCUUGUGCGACGCGGGCUGGUCGGCGGGGCGGCGAGGGCCCGGCCCGCCUCCCCAGCGCCCGCCCCGGCUUCUCCCCCUGGCGGUGGAGCCUCAGCGGCCGCCGGCUACACUGAGCGCGCCGGAGCCCGAGCCGAGCCGAGCCCGAGCCGCCGCCGCCGCCGCCGCCGCCACUGCCGCGCGCCGCUCCCAGGCUCCCUCCCAGCGCGCCGGCCGGGGUGUGGGGGGCGGCGGGCCGGAGGGACGAGGGCGGGCGAGAGGCGCGCGCUGGGAUUGGCGCCGAAGACCGGACCCUCAGCCGCUAGGGGACAUUGCACGUGUCUGCUCUUGUAAGACUUUGGCUGCAGAACCCAAGUGUGAACCCUGCUCGGGGUCUGGAGAAGAUCAAAGGGGAGCCUGCAUGUGAGAUCUCUUUGGAAACCCUGAGGCACUCUGUGAAUGAAAAGGGUAAAUUUUUUCUCUCUUCCCUUGUACCAUAAACGCCAUGAGAAUGUUUGACAGGGCCUGUUAUGUUGGUCUGUAAAAAUUUUUGAAGUAUAUAUAUAAAAAAAUCACACUGUAAACCUUAAAUAUUUACAAUUUUUAUUUGCCAAUUAAACAUCAGUAAAGAGGACUAAGUUUUUUUUUUUAAUUUUUUUAACAUUUAUUUAUU